Molecule: messenger RNA, 471 nt
Organism: Sabethes cyaneus
Lineage: Eukaryota; Metazoa; Arthropoda; Insecta; Diptera; Culicidae
Product: prisilkin-39-like
Exons: 2
Coding region: 1-471 (156 amino acids)
Source: RefSeq, a predicted model, not a curated record
AUGAAACUUGCUUCGUUAGCAAUCCUGUUGGUGUUGGGAUUUGUAAAUGGAGCACCGACUGAUACAGAGGAUGUUGCCGGACCAAAGUCGACUGAAGCAGCUGAAGAGCGGAUAUUUGAUUUAAGCAGAAAAUCCAGACAGUUACUAGGUUCCGCUCUGGGAUACUCCCCGUACGGCUUCAACCAAGGUUAUGGAGUGGGCUCUCCAUAUUCUGGCUAUUCUGGCUACUCCGGCUACCCGGGAGCUGUUGGAUAUCCGUACGGUGGAUACGGCAAUGGAAUCUCCGGAUAUGGAUCUUACGGAAAUGGGCUCUACUCUAAUGGAUUGGCAACUCCUGGUUUUGGUGGUCUGAACGGUGGCUACAAUUCACUUCUUUACAAUGGUGCACAAACGCUCUAUAACGAUCCUUACAGUGCGAUUCCUUCGAGAGGAUUUUUUCCCGGAGCACCCUAUUAUAGACGGCCAUUUUGA